AUGCAUUUCGAAUAUCCUCAACCUGGCGAACUUUUGACACCAACCAUCAACGAUGGUGGUGGCGUCAAUAGUAUCAAUCCCAUCUUAACAUCAAAUGAUUUAUUUUCAUUUGAUGAUAAUGAUGUUUGUUUUUCUUCAGUUUCAUCGAAGAAAAAUGAAUAUGAAUUACUAUCGAAAGACAAUAUAAAUGAAAAUAAUGAUAAUAAUGAACAUCAACAAUAUGACUUAUUUUCAACAUUUGAAUUUCCUGUUUUAAGUGAACUCGAUAAAACAGAAUUACAAAUGGAUCUUUUAGAAUUUGAUAAAUAUACUAGUCAAUCAUCGAUUCCAUGUUCUCAAAUAGAUGUUCUUAAUUCAUCAAUAUCUGAUGAUUCAAUAUUUCCAUGGAUUGGUGAAGAAUGUACAGUUGAAUCUGAAAAAACAGAUGAUAUGACUGUACCAUCAUCACCAUCAAUGUCAUCAGACAGUUUAUCUCCUGGAAUAGCAAGAAAAAAAUCAACAAAGAAAACAAGUUUAUCAGCAAUGGAACGUAAAUUAAAAAAGAAAGGUCAAAAUAAAACAGCAGCUGAAAAAUAUCGUAAAAAGAAACAAGCAGAACGAUCUGAAUUAAUGACUCGAUAUUCCAAUUUAAAAAGUCAUAAUCAAGAAUUGAAGUAUAAAUUCGAAAAUUUAACAUUUCGUCUUGAAAACUUCAAACAAUUAUUUGUUGAUGUACUUCAAAUACCAAUCCCAUCAAAGGAAUCAAAUUAA
This is a messenger RNA of Rotaria sordida, 750 nucleotides long. NCBI's taxonomy places the organism in Eukaryota, Metazoa, Rotifera, Eurotatoria, Philodinida, Philodinidae. The record is from the annotation of a GenBank genome assembly.